AUGUCUAUACGCCCUCUUGUCAGUUGUCAGUUGCCGCUGAGAAGGACCUCCAUUAGAUACACCAUUCUUAGACAUAACAAUGGGAUUCCCAAUGGAUGGCCACUUGGGCUUGGAAACAUGAACAUGAGAUUUGCAGCUGUGACUGCAGAAGCAGUACCUUAUGCUUCUCACAGAAUUCCUUCAUCAAGUUAUUCAUCGUACUCGUCCUCUAAUCUUGACACCGAGUCCACAGCAUCUUUCUUCCCGGACCAAAGUGUAUCACUAGGCAGGCUAAUUGGAAUCAGGCCAGGGAAUAUAGGAACCAUGCAUUGCCCAAACACGGUCAUGGGCCGACAACAUGGGAGCCUAAGGUCUCAGCCAGAUGCAUCAAAGUAUCCUCAAGAUUCUCAGGGACAUUGUGUUGCAUCAAAGUAUCCUCAAGAUUCUCAGGGACUUUGUGUUCCACUGCUAAAUAAUGUAAUAGGGAAGAUGAGCAGAAGUAGAAGCUGCUCAAAGCAUCGGAAACUUAGUAUAAUUCUGGAUUAA
Fraxinus pennsylvanica is the source of this 525-nucleotide messenger RNA. NCBI's taxonomy places the organism in Eukaryota, Viridiplantae, Streptophyta, Magnoliopsida, Lamiales, Oleaceae. The record is from the annotation of a GenBank genome assembly.